This is a messenger RNA of Nicotiana attenuata, 1957 nucleotides long. Its product is annotated as aspartic proteinase A1-like. The transcript has 14 exons. The record is from RefSeq and is a predicted model, not a curated record. Lineage: Eukaryota; Viridiplantae; Streptophyta; Magnoliopsida; Solanales; Solanaceae. The coding region runs from base 148 to 1683 and encodes 511 amino acids. Gene Ontology annotation, biological process: proteolysis; lipid metabolic process. Gene Ontology annotation, molecular function: aspartic-type endopeptidase activity.
ACCAAUCAUGUUGUUCUUUUCUCUCGGGUCUCGGCUAUUUAGUUGGUCGUGGACAAAGAGCAAUACCUUCUCCAUGAAAUAUCUCCUAUCUCAAAGCUUCUGCUCUUUUCUAGUUGCUCUAACCACUCUUUAAGGCACUGUUUGAACAUGGAAAGGAAGCAUCUUUGGGCUUCUCUCCUUUUAUUGGCCAUUGCCUGCUUUGUAUUUCCUGCUUCCUCUGAUAGUUUGCUAAGAAUUAGUCUGAAGAAGCGACAAUUAGAUAUCAGUAGCUUAAAUGCAGCCAAUGUAGCAAGACUUGAAGACAGAUAUGGAAAGCAUGUGAUGAAGGACAUAGAGAAGAAGAAGAAGAAGAAGAAAUCUGACACAAAUUCAGAUAUAGUCUCCUUAAAGAACUACUUGGAUGCUCAAUAUUAUGGAGAGAUUAGUAUUGGUUCACCCCCUCAAAAUUUCACUGUCAUAUUUGAUACAGGGAGUUCUAAUCUCUGGGUUCCAUCAUCAAGAUGUUAUUUCUCUAUUGCAUGCUGGAUCCAUUCCAAAUACAAGGCAAGCAAGUCUAGAACAUACACAAAAAAAGGAGAAUCUUGUUCAAUCCACUAUGGAUCUGGAUCAAUUUCAGGAUUUCUCAGUCAAGAUAAUGUUCAAGUUGGCGAUCUUGUAGUCACGGAUCAGGUCUUUAUUGAGGCGACACGGGAGCCAAGUAUUACAUUUAUAGUUGCAAAGUUUGAUGGAAUACUUGGGCUUGGUUUCAAGGAAAUUGCUGUUGGAAACACUACACCUGUCUGGUACAAUAUGGUGAAGCAAGAUCUCGUGAAGGAGCCUGUGUUCUCUUUCUGGCUUAAUCGCGACAUAAAUGCAAAAGAGGGAGGUGAACUUGUUUUUGGUGGUGUUGAUCCAAAACACUUCAAGGAUAAACAUACUUAUGUUCCUUUGACUAAGAAAGGUUACUGGCAGUUUAAAAUGGGAGAUUUCUCUAUUGGGAACCGAUCAACAGGCUUCUGUGAAGGCGGUUGUGCUGCUAUAGUGGAUUCUGGAACAUCAUUGCUUGCUGGUCCAACUGCUGUUGUGACACAAGUCAACCAUGCCAUUGGAGCAGAAGGAGUAUUGAGCAUGGAAUGUAAAGAAACCAUUUCUCAAUAUGGGGAAAUGAUUUGGGAUUUACUAGUAUCAGGGGUCACACCAGAUCAAAUUUGUUUAGAAGCAGGUUUAUGUUAUCUUAAUGGAGCUCAGCGUUUGAGCUCGAAUAUAAGAAGUGUGGUUGAGAAGGAAAAUGAAGGAAGUUCCAUAGAAGAAGCCCCAUUGUGCACUGCCUGUGAGAUGGCUGUAAUUUGGAUGCAGAACCAGCUCAAACAGAAGACAACAAAGGAGAGUGUGCUAGAAUAUGUGAAUCAGCUCUGUGAGAAAUUACCAAGUCCUAUGGGACAAUCCGUAAUCGACUGCAAUAGCAUAUCAUCCAUGCCAAAUGUUACAUUAAAUAUUGGUGAUAAAGAUUUUGUCCUGACUCCAGAACAGUAUAUUUUGAAAACUGGGGAGGGGAUUGCUACCAUUUGCCUCAGUGGGUUUGUUGCUUUGGAUGUGCCACCACCUCGUGGUCCUCUUUGGAUUCUUGGUAAUGUAUUCAUGGGGGUGUAUCAUACUGUAUUUGACUAUGGUAAUCUUCAACUGGGUUUUGCUGAAGCUGCAUGAUAGCCCCUCUUUGCACAUUCUUCUCUGGGCUCGAAAUAAAUGUAAAAUAGAUGAAUAAUUCUACUUUGAAAUCACAUUGUAAUUUCAUGUUGUAUGAGGACUUAGGUACUUGGUGCUUUGCUCGAUCCUAGUGAUGUAAUAAGAUGCAAUUUUCUCUUUUCUUUCGACCGUAGGCGGCGUCUUUUUGAUGGUAUACCACUUAUUAUUUUCUUUCUUUUGUAUUAUCAAUGUUGCUUCAAGCCCUAAAAUAAUGAAAAAGGAGAGUUAAUAUUGA